AUGUCGCACGAUGCCAGCGCGCUCCCAUCGGAGCUGCUCACCUCGGCGGCCCCGUUGGUGGGUCUAUCCGGACUGGAUGUGCAGCGAAAUCCCAUCCACAAGACGGUGUGGGAUGCGUUCAACAACGCUAAGAAGCCCGACAGUGAGUCCAUCCAGUAUAAGCUGCUUCCGGCGAGCUACGAGUUCCCUGUGUCCAAGCCGAAACACCAAUCGUACGAAUGGUACACGCCCAAGGGCAUCCUCAAGCGCAACUGGAUGUUGAAGCACCUCCACGUGCUACCGGCGGUCGUCGUGUUGUUUCAGGAUCUCGAAUGGAACGACCCCAAAUGGACGGAAAAGCAGCUACAGUGCGCCGCCACGAUACAGGUGCUGAAAAACUCACUCCAGGGCCGGAACACGCGCAUUGCGAUAGCGCUUCUUCAGCGUGGCAACUACCUGCAGCAGGGUGAAGACAUGCUGGCCUCGGAACGAGCCGCACAGCUGACGAGCAAUUGCGACAUUAACGCGAAACUGCUGUUUGUGUUGCCACACAACGACCACCUGAUGGGGCACAUCUUCCGGCUGCAAUCGGCGUUCCUCGAGCUGGCCCAAUCGUACUACGCGCAAGUGAUGAAGCAGAUUCGGUUGCACCGUGAUCAGCUGACGGAUGCGCACACGGUGCUGAAGAUCCGGCAUCAGUUUAAGCUCGGGUUUAUUUCCGAGCUUAAGCUGGAUCAAUCGAACGCGCUGCGGCACUACCGGCAGACGUACACGUUCCUGGAUGACGUGCGGAUUGUCGAUACAAACUGUCUCGAGCUGAAGACGAUCGCCGGAUUCGUUAACUACAAGAUGUGCAAGCUGUUUUUUCGGUUGAACGCGCCCAAGGACUCGAUUUCGCAGUUUAAGAACCACAUCAACAAGUACCGCCAGCGGGCGGGUUUUAAGGAGCUGCUGUUCGAGCAUUACGCUUGGUUGAGCGUGCAGUACAGUGCCUUCGCGGAGCUGUUCUGCGACGCGGUCAAGAACGGGCUGGCCCCACUGCAAACGCAACAUCCGGGCAUCUACUUCCACAAGGCGGCCGAGUUCAUCGGGCAGCGUAAGGACGCGUUUUUGCAGUGCACUGCACUUGGGACGCCGGGUGCUGGUGAACACGGACCGGCCAGUAAUUCGGCGCUGUACAGCGAUUUCUUUGGCAUCCGGGGUAGCGCGAAGACGGGCGAACCCGUAUCCGAGCAGCAGAUUAUCUGCUUGGUGCAGGAAAACGAGAAGGCGUACAAUCACUCGGGCGAAAUCAUCACCCUGCUCGGGAAGGCGAUGGCCCAGUUCAAGGUGUACCGGUGUUUGCGGUUCCGCAAGAAGCUUGCGAUCGACAUGGCCGAAGAGUAUCUGAAAAGCGGUGAUCACUCGAAAGCCCUCACGCUUUACUCGCUGAUGUUGACGGAUUACCGCGUGGACAAGUGGUAUACCAUCUUCACGCAGGUGCUACUGAAGACGCUCCAUUCGGCGUAUCUGUCCGCUUCGGUGCCCGAUUUUGUGGCCUGCAGCAUCGAGGCGUUGUCACCGCAUAUCGCGAUGGAGAAACAGGAGCGCAUACUUAUCCUCGAGAACCUCUGGAAGGUGUUUCACCGUGUCUCGCCGGUGUCGAGCAGUCAGAUCGCACCGGAACUGUCGAACCAUUGGCAGACGGCGCUGGCGUCGUUCGCUAGCCCCAUCAAGCUGGAUCUGGACCAGCUGAACGAUCUCGUCGAGUGCCGGCUAACGUUCGAGAAGCGCCAGAUCCGGAAUGACGAGAAACUGCAGCUGCAGUUGUACAUCCGCUCGCUGACGGAGGUUCCGUUGAAGCUGAAAGCUUUCUACAUCUUGCUGACGGAUCUGAAGUCGAGCAGUGUCCGCAUUGGUGCUUCCCAGUACGCUGAGUACGUGGGGCCCGUCGACGAGGAUUCAACCGCUGGGUUGAAAGCAAUCGAAGAGUUCAUCCUGGAACCGGACAAAUGCUACCGGGUGCUGUUUGUCGGCGAUCGGUACCUGUUCGCGGAGAGUGUGGACGUGCACAUUUUCCGGCUCGAGUUGCAGAUGGGCUCGGACAGCACGCACGCCGUGCUGUCCGUCCGGGAGAAGCUAAACACGAGCAAGUCGUUCAAAUCGUACAAUCCGCACGUGGAUUGCAUGGAGAGUAUCGCCGUCAUCGGCUCUUGCUACAUCAUUCCGACGUUCCACUUGGGAUCGCAAACGAAACCAACGAAUCAGCCGAUGUUGACGAACGAGUUCUACCAGGUGACGACCAAAAUUUUCAACCAAUCCAACCUCUGCCUGCAGAACGUCGGUGUAAGCAUUAGCGUGCCGCAGUCGAUGCGAAACAAUGUGUUCCUUACGACCGACCUUAACCAUCCGAUGCAAAAGAUCCACUCCCAUGUACAGAUCGACAUCGGUGAACUGCAGAUGCAGUCCUCCACGACCGUGUCGUACUAUCUCGCUAGUCUGGUCGCGGGAAACAUUGAACUGCGUCAGAAGAUGUACUACCAGAUGGCGGAUCCACACCAAAGCAAGUUGGCCAUACCGAAUGGGGGUACUGGAUCGGCCACCGUCGACUCGCCGUCUACUCCGACCAGCGAGAAGGAAGACUUAGCGAAACUGCUGGCCAACGAGAAAAACCUGCAGAAGUACGUGAACAGCCACAACGUGAAGAUUGAACCGGUCGAUACGGACGGGCAGGUGCGCAAGAUCAAAGAGGACACCGUGGUGGUACCGUGUGUAGAGGAAAUCAAACUGGUCGGUCGGUUUUAUACGCUCAGCCGCGAAGCACUUGGGCAGGCGUACCGGCACGAGGAUUUCCUGCUGCGCGUCAACAUGGUCGUGAAGUCGCCCGAUCCAAUCGACAUACUCGAAACGCGAUUCAUAAGUGAUCACAACAUACUGGAGAAACCGUACCAGAAUGGCGCGCCUGUCUGUGGCAGUGGGUUACGUCCGGCAAGCCGGUUCGAGGAGCUGAAGCUACUCAGUGCGGUCAACUGCACCAAGGACUGGGUGUCGAAAGGCGAUUACCUCGCGAACGACACGCAGCUUGUGUUCAAUCGGUCUCGCUCGCCGGAUGCCAGCGGCCAAGCACCGACGCCACCGAACCGACUCACGGACGAGCAGUACAACAGGAACCUUCUCUCGAAACUGCCCACAAACGCCACGAUAAUCGGUAGCACUAGUGCGCAGCUAACCAACCAGCUGAAUCAAUCUCUAACGCCUCAUCCCUUAAAUCAUGCUGCCUUGGCCGAUACGACGAUGGUUUCCACCACCGGGGACGACGGUACUGCGGUUGUAGCCGGUGCAAAAGUAAACACCACCCUCAUGACCACGUCCACGGGCAGCGUGGAGGAAUUCAAGGUGAAACCAUUGCCCCUCAACGAUGCGUCGCUGGUCGCUUCAUCGAAGGCGGGUGGACCAUUCGCUGGGGAUGACCAGGCCAGCAGGGUGGUCACGAAAACGAUCUUCAACUGUGCGCUUGAUUGCGUGCAGCUGACGAACGGCGAGCGGAACGGGUUCAUCAACGCGCAGUACAACCGAACGGAACAGGCCGACGGCAACACGACCGGAACCGGGCAAACCCUUCCCAUCUUCGGCAUGUACUGUGUGCGAUGGUGUCGUUCGCGGACGCCCGACGUCGUGAAUGAGUCGAAAUUCGUCAUCAAUGGCAUUGAGGUAAUCGAUCCACCGCUAAAUCUGUACUGCUACCUCGACCAGCGGAUGUACGUACGGGCGCCGAUGACGCUGCGUAUUACGCUACGGAAUCCGACGCGAAGGAUUCUGCACCUGCAAGCAAUACUGAACAGCUCCGACAGCUUCAUGUUCGCCGGACAUCGACAGCUGAACGUAACGAUAUUUUCCUACUCCUCGUACGAUCUGCUGUUUAACUUGUGCCCGUUAAAGGCCGGCUGGCAACCGCUGCCGGAGCUUCAACUAGAAUAUCAAAAUUUCCAAACACCGGCAGCUGCUCCGGCCGCGGGCGGUAAACCUUCAGCGGCGGAAGCGCCUGCCACGGCAACAACGACGACGACGACGAUCGGGAACGAUGUGAUAGCGGACGGUUUGGAGGGCCAACGGAAAGCGGAACUAGCGUCGCUCGUGCAACGGUGGAUGCCAAAAAUGGCGUUUGUUCAUCCACCGACGCGAACACUGUGAUCAACAACGAUAUGUUAAAACGGCGAGGUGCGUGGUGCGUGUACAGAUUGGUUGGACGUUUGAACGUUUCGUUUUCCAGUUUAGAUAUCGCUCCUUCCAGUACAUCGAUUAGAUCCCAUCAUUAGCGCGUUGCGUAGAGUCGUGUUCUUCUUCUGUUGUGUAGCGAAUUGAAUUUAUUUAAUUACUCGUCCUUCGCCUCUUCGGCACGGCGAGACAAACGAAAGCAUGCAAGCUAACAGGCUCAGUGUUGAGUCAGUUUGGGUUUACGAGGGCAUUAACGGGAACGGGAACGCACGUUGUUGCAGACACGUGAUAAGGAAAGUGUUACUAGGACUAAAUUAUCGGUAUUCACAGAUGUAUGAAGGAACGUUGACGGAAGUAGUUAAACGAAAGAUGCAGGUUCUGAAUGCCGUGGAUUUGGCAUUCGGCUGCAGUAGCAUGUCAAGCAUACCCGGGCGUGGCAAUAUUAAAAAAAGAAAUUGGUUUGGCACGUGUAAGUAGAACGGAAUUUAAUCCAUUCCUCUGUAUCGUUCUCUGAAU
Messenger RNA from Anopheles nili, 4689 nucleotides. It is a transcript of the gene gry, whose product is annotated as trafficking protein particle complex subunit 11. NCBI's taxonomy places the organism in Eukaryota, Metazoa, Arthropoda, Insecta, Diptera, Culicidae. Gene Ontology annotation, cellular component: cytoplasm. The transcript is spliced from 8 exons. Bases 1 to 4149 code for a protein of 1382 amino acids. The record is from RefSeq and is a predicted model, not a curated record.